AUGUCUAUUAACGCCUCUGAUUACACUGACUGUGGAUCACAUUCCUACCAGUUGUCAUCAUCUCACUAUGCCAGAAUAAACUUUGUGAUAGUUUCUUGCAGUACUGCGGUAUGCGCAUUUCUGGCAAUCAUAGUCAACUUAUGGUUCAUAUUCGCUGAAAUAGGAUGGAACAAGCGAGAAAGGAGAACACACCAUGCAAACAACCUUUACAUAUUAUUAUCAUUCUCAGAUCUAUUAUCCGGUCUGGUUUUAUUACCGAUUUACAUUAUGCUAUCAGUUGGUUUUAUUACAGGAAGCCCAUAUUGUAAUUUAUUACAUGUAAGAUCCUUGUCAACGUACACGAUUGCAACGAUGUCAAUCACUGUCAUAGCAUGUAUCACGCUGGAAGUGUAUUUUUCAAUUGACAAACCAUUUGUGAACUCAGUCAAAGCGAAACGCAAAUUUUUAAUUCGAUGCACAAUCGCUGUAUGGACAGUUUGCGUGGUAUUGCCACUUUUAACAUACUAUAUAUUUCCAGGUCUUUUUAAGGUAUACAAAACCAUAGCUACAGUAUAUGGCCUUUUGAUACUGUGCUUCCUGGCAUAUUCCCAGCAUAAAGUCCGCUCCUAUCUCCGACGAAACACAACUUCACGUCUACCUCGUUAUAAGUACGCAGCCAAUAUAGCCUUGUUGACAUUUUUAGUAUAUUGUUGUUGUUAUUUACCUGCUGGGUUAAACAAUAUUGGAAUUAUGAUAACAGGGAGCACAACGUUGACUCAAACAUUUAUUGAUCCUUGGUGUUACUGCAUCGCUUUGUCCAAUUCAUUUUUUGAUACAUUUGUGUAUGGUUUACGAUCAAGAAGUAGAAGAGUCUCAUCUUUAUAG
Messenger RNA from Hydractinia symbiolongicarpus, 864 nucleotides. RefSeq lists its product as uncharacterized. The coding region runs from base 1 to 864 and encodes 287 amino acids. Gene Ontology annotation, molecular function: G protein-coupled receptor activity. Lineage: Eukaryota; Metazoa; Cnidaria; Hydrozoa; Anthoathecata; Hydractiniidae. Gene Ontology annotation, biological process: G protein-coupled receptor signaling pathway. The transcript has a single exon. The record is from RefSeq and is a predicted model, not a curated record. Gene Ontology annotation, cellular component: membrane.